Messenger RNA from Dichomitus squalens LYAD-421 SS1, 3417 nucleotides. RefSeq names its product antiviral helicase. The record is from RefSeq and is a predicted model, not a curated record. Bases 52 to 3333 code for a protein of 1093 amino acids. Gene Ontology annotation, molecular function: RNA binding; RNA helicase activity; ATP binding. Gene Ontology annotation, cellular component: nucleus. The transcript has 9 exons. Gene Ontology annotation, biological process: maturation of 5.8S rRNA; RNA catabolic process. Lineage: Eukaryota; Fungi; Basidiomycota; Agaricomycetes; Polyporales; Polyporaceae.
CUUGCUUCCAGCUUUGUAUCUGGCCUACCUGUGCUAUUUGUGUAGACCACCAUGGAAUCCAACGACUUGUUCUCUUUUCUGGACGAAGUUCCCCACAAAGCCGAAUCGUCUCAUCCCGAUGGCGAUGUUCCAAUGCAAGAAGAGGCCAAACAUCCCAACGGGUCGGUGCCCCAGAAGCGCAAGGCAUCAACACCUCCAGCUUUAGAAACCAAUGGUGACCGAACCGCGUCGUCCAGUCAGGAAGCUGGUCCUUCAGAACCUAAGAAGCCGCGUCUGGCUUCCCCCAAACCGGUAGUCGUUGACGAGGUGAAAAUUGAGGCAAAACGCGAGGUCGCGGCGAGCGCGGGCUUGACGGGCGCGGUAGAGGCGGGUUCUCGGCUGGAGCUUCGGCAUCAGGUGCGGCAUCAAGUCGCGGUGCCGCCAGGCUACCCGUACAUACCGAUAUCACAACAUGUGCCGCCCGAGAAACCAGCGCGCGAAUACAAGUUCACUUUGGACCCCUUCCAGCAAGUGUCUGUGCAUGCCAUUCAGCGGAAUGAGAGUGUGCUCGUGUCCGCGCACACGAGUGCCGGCAAAACCGUGGUGGCGGAGUAUGCAAUCGCUCAGUGUCUACAGCAGAAGCAGCGUGUAAUCUACACGAGUCCAAUCAAGGCUAGUAACUAUAGUCCUGUACGAGACCUCAAUGAAUCAUCGUUUUGCUCCAUACAGGCCCUGAGUAACCAGAAGUACCGAGAAAUGCUCGCAGAGUUCGGAGAUGUUGGCCUCAUGACCGGAGACGUGACUAUCAACCCGAGCGCGACAUGUCUGGUGAUGACAACCGAAAUUCUGCGUUCGAUGUUGUAUCGCGGCUCUGAAAUCAUGCGUGAGGUAGCCUGGGUCAUCUUCGACGAGAUUCACUAUAUGCGCGACAAGGAGCGUGGCGUCGUUUGGGAAGAAACCAUCAUCCUUCUCCCUCAUACCGUUCGCUACGUCUUCCUAUCAGCCACCAUUCCAAACGCAAUGCAAUUCGCAGAGUGGAUAUGCAAAUCACACGAGCAGCCCUGUCACGUUGUAUACACCGACUUCCGACCAACCCCACUGCAGCACUAUCUGUUUCCCGCAGGUGGCGAGGGUAUCUACCUUGUUGUCAACGAGAAGGGAGAGUUCCGGGAGGACAAUUUCACGAAGGCGAUGGGCAUGUUGCAGGAAAGGUCAGGUGAAGACCCCGCAGACCCAAAAUCGGGCAAGGGCAAAAAGGGCAAGACAAAAAAGGGCGGCGAGAAGAAGGGCCCUUCGGACAUCCAGAAAAUUGUGAAGAUGAUCAUGCUCAAGAACUACAACCCCGUCAUCGUCUUCGCAUUCAGCAAGCGCGAGUGCGAGGCGCUCGCGCUGACCAUGUCCAAAUUGGAGUUCAACACCACCGAGGAGCAGGAUCUGAUAACAAAUAUCUUCAACAACGCGAUGGAGAACCUCUCGCCCGACGACCGCCAGCUCCCCCAGAUUUCGAACCUCCUCCCCCUCCUCAAGCGCGGCAUCGGCAUCCACCACGGCGGGCUCCUCCCAAUCCUCAAAGAGGUUAUUGAGAUCCUGUUCCAGGAGGGCUUCAUCAAAGUCCUAUUUGCGACCGAGACUUUCUCCAUCGGCUUGAACAUGCCCGCCAAGACCGUCGUGUUCACCGCCGCACGCAAAUUCGAUGGGCACGAUUUCCGGAAUCUCUCCUCGGGCGAGUACAUCCAAAUGUCUGGGCGCGCGGGGCGGCGUGGGCUCGACGACCGCGGAGUCGUCAUCAUGAUGUGCGACGAGAAGCUCGAGCCGACGGCAGCGAAGGGGAUGAUCAAGGGCGAGGCGGACAGGCUCGACUCGGCGUUCCACCUCGGGUACAACAUGGUGCUGAACCUGAUGAAGGUUGAGGGCAUUAGUCCCGAGUUCAUGCUUGAGCGGUGUUUUUACCAGUUCCAGCACCAGGCAGAGGUGCCUGUCAUCGAAGCUGAGCUCGAGAAGGAGGAGGAGAAGAAGGCUGCGAUGACAAUUCCUGACGAAGAGCUCGUCGCGAGCUACUAUGACCUCCGCCAGCAGCUGGACCAGAUGGCGUCGGAUUUCCGGGAGGUCAUCACGCAUCCCAACUACAGCCUUCCGUACCUCCAGCCUGGCCGUCUCAUCAAGGUGAAGUAUCAGAAGCUCGACUUUGGCUGGGGUGUUAUCGUGAACUAUCAAAAGCGGCUACCGCCCAAGGGGCGUCCUGGACCGAAGCUGGAAGACAUCCCUGCACAUGAGCAGUACAUCAUCGACGUGCUGUUGUACUGCUCGAAAGGGUCCACCGUACCUAAGGACCGGAACACGACCACACCGACUCCCGGCGGCGUCCAGCCAUGUUUGUCGGGCAAGGGCGGAGAGCCACUCGUCGUGCCUGUUCUGCUCUCCACCGUUGACUCGAUCAGCCGCCUUCGUCUUUUCCUGCCAAAAGAUUUGCGGCCGGUAGAGCAGCGGAAUAACACAUGGAAAAGUGUGCUGGAGGUGCAGAGUCGGUUCCCUGAUGGGAUUCCUCUGCUAGACCCUGUUGCCGACAUGAAGAUAACGGACGAGAAAUUCAAGGAGCUUGUUCAGAAAAUCGACACCUUGGAGCGCAAGAUGUUCUCGAGCCCACUUCACAAGGACCCUCGGCUGCCGGAGCUGUACACCCUCUAUGCGCGGAAACAGGAGCAUCAAACACGCAUACGCGAGCUCAAAAAGCGCGUGCAGGCGACUCACGACGUCCUCCAGAUGGAGGAGUUGAAGUGUCGCAAACGGGUAUUGCGUCGAUUAGGGUUCACGAACGCCUCGGAUAUUGUUGACAUGAAGGGCCGUGUCGCGUGCGAGAUCAGUACUGGGGAUGAGUUGCUUCUCACCGAGCUCAUCUUCAAUGGCGUCUUCAACCCCCUUUCACCCGAGCAGUGCGCGGGUCUUCUCAGCUGCUUCGUCUUCACCGAGAAGAGCGAGCAAGUCACGAAGCUGAAGGAAGAGCUCGCGGCCCCGCUGCGCGUCAUGCAGGAGAUUGCGCGGCGAAUAGCAAAGGUGUCCAAAGAGUCGAAGCUUCCCAUUAACGAGGACGAAUACGUGAAGUCAUUCAAAGUCGAGCUCAUGGACGCCGUCGUGCAGUGGUGUAGGGGCGCGUCCUUCUCAGAUAUCUGCAAGCUUACCGACCAGUUUGAGGGCAGCCUCAUCCGUGUAUUCCGGCGCCUGCAGGAGCUGAUCCGGCAGAUGGCGCAGGCAGCCAAGGUAAUCGGAAAUCAGGAGCUGCAAGAGAAGUUCGAGAAGGCAUCAGAGAUGCUCGAGCGACCGAACUCAGUCAUCUUCUGUUCAUCACUAUACCUGUAGACUCGUUCUUCUGGCUACCAUACUUGUACCGUUCGCACCUUCGCUCUUCAGUUGUCAAAUAUCAGUGAGAGACACGGCAGUAAC